This is a messenger RNA of Mesorhabditis belari, 738 nucleotides long. The record is from the annotation of a GenBank genome assembly. NCBI's taxonomy places the organism in Eukaryota, Metazoa, Nematoda, Chromadorea, Rhabditida, Rhabditidae.
AUGUCUCUUUUCGAGCGAGCUUUUUCCUUCUUAAACUGCACUCGUUGUGGAAAGCUGUUCGGCUACAACGAGAAGGUGCUCUCCUGUGAGAAUCGGUGGAAUCGCAACUGCUUCGAUUAUGAGGCCGUUUGUGGAAAGUGCAUGCACGAUCACGCCGCAUCGAUCCACGUCACGGACAAGCAGCGCUACAUCACCGAAUUCGUUGCUCGUCGUCACGACAUUGAGGAAAAGAUUCGUGAUUUCAUCAACAAGAUGAAGACGAAGUUCUUUGAUGGAACGAUUGAUUGUGUGAUGCCCGAAGCCGAGACAAGCAAGGCCGAACCGAGCAAGGCUGAGACAAGCAAGGCCGAGAGAAGCAAGGCCGAACCUGUGGUUGUUCCAAGCGAGGUCGCGGCAUCUGCUCAUGACGAGGAGGAGGACAAUGACGAAUCAAAUACGGACGAGGAGGAGGACGAUGAUGAUGAAAGCACUUACUGUGCAGAAACUCAAUCUUACUCGGGACCGUUGAGCUACUUGGAAAAGGUGAAGCCAUGGAUUGCCGCCGACAAAGCCCGCUCUCUUCCCGAUGAUGAGAUUCGCGAGGACUUCGAUGAUGACUUUGCUGAGGUUGUUGAGAGGAAGAAAGCCGAACUGCUGCAGCUUCGUUCAUUUAAUGACGUCACCAGCUCUUCGGGGCUGAAGAUUGCUCAGCCAGAGUCUACUUUUGGGACUUCCACCACAAGUGUUGCAAUCGGUUCC